Molecule: messenger RNA, 5103 nt
Organism: Pimephales promelas (fathead minnow)
Lineage: Eukaryota; Metazoa; Chordata; Actinopteri; Cypriniformes; Leuciscidae
Gene: slc6a6a
Product: solute carrier family 6 member 6a
Biological process (GO): neurotransmitter transport; taurine transmembrane transport; amino acid transport
Cellular component (GO): cell projection; plasma membrane
Molecular function (GO): gamma-aminobutyric acid:sodium:chloride symporter activity; taurine:sodium symporter activity
Source: RefSeq, a predicted model, not a curated record
UUAUUUCUCUUGCUUUGUAGCCCUCACCACAAGAAAGAAGACAAAAGAACAAGAGACUCGGACAGACUUGAGCAAUAAAUUGCAUUGUCAGUAUGGCACAGAAGGAGAAGUUGCAGUGUCUCAAAGACUUCCAUAAGGACACAUUGAAGCCGUCUCCUGGCAAGAGUCCCGGCACGCGUCCGGAAGACGAGGCGGAGGGCAGAGCGCCGCAGCGGGAGAAAUGGGCCAGCAAGCUGGAUUUCGUGCUCUCUGUGGCCGGAGGUUUUGUUGGUUUAGGCAACGUUUGGCGUUUCCCGUACCUCUGCUAUAAGAAUGGCGGAGGUGCAUUUCUCAUCCCCUACUUCAUAUUUCUGUUUGGCGGAGGGUUGCCUGUCUUCUUUCUGGAGGUGGCGCUCGGCCAGUUCACCUCUGAGGGAGGAAUCACCUGCUGGGGGAAACUCUGCCCCAUUUUCACUGGAAUCGGCUACGCCUCGGUGGUGAUCGUGUCCCUGCUGAACAUCUACUACAUCGUGAUCCUGGCGUGGGGUCUGUACUACCUUCUGCAGUGUUUCCAGCACGAGCUGCCCUGGGCCCGCUGCAAGCACAGCUGGAACACGGAGAACUGUGUGGAGGACACCGUCCGCAAGAACAAAACCCUCUGGCUCUCCACCAACACUGUCAACUUCACCUCGCCGGUCACCGAAUUCUGGGAGCGGAACGUCCUCGGCAUCUCUUCGGGGAUCGACGAGGUCGGCGGUCUGAAGUGGGACCUGGCGUUGUGUCUGCUGGCCGUCUGGAUCGUCUGCUUCUUCUGCAUCUGGAAAGGAGUCAAAUCCACCGGCAAGGUGGUUUAUUUCACAGCGACGUUCCCCUUCCUCAUGCUGAUCGUGCUGCUGGUUCGUGGUGUGACUCUGCCUGGUGCCGCCGAGGGCAUCAAGUUCUACCUUUACCCUGAUCUGACCCGUCUAAAGGACCCUGAGGUGUGGAUUGAUGCAGGCACGCAGAUCUUUUUCUCAUAUGCUAUUUGUCUCGGUGCAAUGACAUCACUGGGAAGCUACAACAAGUACAAGUAUAACUGUUACAGGGACUGCAUGCUGCUCGGGUGCCUGAACAGCGGUACCAGUUUCGUGUCAGGCUUUGCCAUUUUCUCUGUCCUGGGGUUCAUGGCACAGGAGCAGGGCGUGGCCAUCGCAGACGUGGCCGAGUCAGGUCCUGGUCUGGCCUUCAUCGCGUAUCCAAAGGCCGUUACAAUGAUGCCACUGCCGACGGUCUGGGCGAUACUUUUCUUCAUAAUGCUUCUGCUGCUGGGCCUAGACAGUCAGUUUGUAGAAGUGGAGGGUCAGAUCACCUCGCUGGUGGACCUGUACCCAUCCCUCCUAAGGAAGGGAUACCGGAGAGAAAUCUUCAUCGCUGUUAUCUGCGUCAUCAGUUACCUGCUGGGACUCACCAUGGUCACUAAAGGUGGCAUGUACGUCUUCCAGCUGUUUGACUACUACGCCGCCAGCGGUGUGUGCCUUCUCUGGGUUGCAUUCUUUGAAUGUGUUGCAGUAGCCUGGGUUUACGGGGCUGAUAAUUUCUACGAUGCUAUAGAGGACAUGAUCGGCUACAGACCCAACAGCUGGAUGAAAUGGAGCUGGAUGCUGAUCACACCCGUCCUGUGUGUGGGUUGUUUUAUCUUUUCACUGGUGAAGUACAGGCCGCUCACCUAUAACAAGCUUUACAAGUAUCCUGAUUGGUCUGUUGGAUUGGGUUGGGUUCUUGCACUCACUUCUAUGAUUUGCAUCCCGAUGAUGGUCGUCAUCAAAAUCAUCCAAUCAGACGGCUCCCUGAUAGAGCGGAUCAAAGCGGUGGCGGCGCCCGUUAAAGGAGGCGCGAGCUCUCGUCCGAAAGAGUACGGCCUGAAGAACAGCGAGCUGCUUCACCCUCUGGACCCCAACGGCAUCCACGUCUUCACCAAACACACCCACACCAUCGUAGAAACUACUAUGUGAGACUCUCUAAGAGAGAUUCCCAUAUUCCCCUGCUCCUGUCCUCUCCUAUGGGAGAUCCCGUUUCAUGUGUUGUCCCUCUCCCUUCCCCUCUGUUCCUCUCUCUCGCUCUGCACUGGUGCGUUUUUACGAAAUGAUCUCUUAUAUUCAUAUAUCUUUUUUUGCCAUGUAGGAUUUGUAAUCACUGGUAUUAGCAUUAAUGCUGAUAUUGUAAUAACCUGAUGUGAGCUUUAGCUGUCUGGGGCGGUUUGAUUAAUCUGUAGUGCAGUUUCACAUUAAACCGUGUCCUAAUCAGGAGCGACACAGGAUUUACAGCGCAUCGCUUUACUAUCUCUAUCAUAUCAAUCCGAUUUUUGGUCCUAAACAGUCACGAUGAGAGAUUUUGCUUUUCGAUUUCGGUCCCGUCACUCUGGGUAGCCCCGCCCACAGUGAAAUCCCAUUGGUCCAAAAUCGUGUUCCGCAUAAAUUUACAUAAAACAUUUUAUAUUCUUAUUGUGUUUCACUUUCUCUAAGGAGUUGUAUUGUGGAAAUUAUGUUGCACCUGAUUAGGACACAAUUCAUCAGCAGAGAGAGCGAGUUUUAGCUUCGUUUUUAGGAAAAAAAAAUGAAAACAGCAGCGAACUAAAUGUGACAUUUAGCUCCGUCCGUCAGUGGUUGUGGCUGUAACUCUUGUACGAUGAGGUUCUUAAAUGUUCUUGAAGAAAAAUGAAUGUACCUCCGCUUUGGGCGGACGCUGUGCACAGUCAUGCACACACACACAUGUAAGACAUAAGCAAACCUUAACGCUCUGUCCUUCAGUCUCUCCUUGAACUAUAGUGAUCACUGCCAUCGCACACAUCGAGUUCAUUUAACACUGUAGGCAGCUCUGUUCACUAAUAUAAAUAUCGUUUGAUGCACUAUUAUGAGCGUCGUUCACUGUAAGCUGAUCCGAGAGCUGAUGAUUAUCAACAGCCGUUUGGCAGCACUUUACUAGCUCUUCAUGUACAGCGAGAUCCGAAAGUCUGAGACUAUGGCUGUGUUCGAAAUCGGCCCCUAUGCACUCAUUCACUACCCACUAAUACAGUCCACUAGACAGCUUGCUGUUUAAUGAACAAAACUAGCAGCUCCAGUAGUAAGAUGAAAAUACAUAUCUUGAACCUUAACUAAACAAUUUAAUAAUAAUUUAAAAUGGAAUUGAUACCUGUAUGAUAUCAUGCUGUAGCCACAUUGGUCCAGCGGUUUGGAAAAUGGAUGGAUGGAUGAUUCAGCUGCGGCGCCAUCUUCUGGUCAGACACGGGAAUUCAUUCAGUGCAUUAUGGGUAUUCUCUGGUGCAUUGUGGGAUUGAAUUAGUGCACUCGAUUACGUCCAUUAUGGUUUUCGGACACCACUACAAAUGGCUGUCUCAAAUAGUGCACUUUUUAAGGAUAUAGGGAGCGAUUUCGCACACAGCCUAUAUAUAUACAUUUUUUUCAUUUUACUUAACAUUUUCUUAAAUCUUAAAACUUUUCUACUUCCCCCUCUGUAAUAAAAAAACUGUUAACUUCAGGGAAUUUCUACUUUUUUCAAGAAAAGAACGUGAUCAAUCUUAUUUUAAUCAUUUGGUAUUGUAUACAUAGACACUGGUUUCCCCCCCCCCCAAAAUAUUUGAGCUAUGAAUUGAUAAAAAAGGAUUUUUAUUUUUAGAUUUAAUGUGAAUGCUGAUGAAAUGUGUGUAUAUUUAUUUAUCAGAUUGUUUUCAUUGUGAAUUGUAUCAGAAUCAGGGGCGGACUUAACCAAUAAACAAGGUAAGCUUAGGGCCCCAACAAAUACCCAACGGACCUUGUAAACCAAUUUGACAAUGAAUAUUUGACAUUUUAUUUAGAAAUGAAGAAAAAAUGGUGCUUAAUUUGGUGUGUUGGGGCCCCACACCAGGGCCCCCAAAUCACUGUCCCUGAUCAGCAUAAGCUGACAUGAACAAAACCUCAUGAGCUAAAGCACCUUGCGCUACGAUGUACAAAGAGUCACAUGAUCAAUGUCGCUGCUAAUGACCUUGCUUAUGUAGAUUUUGACUGCCACAUGUUUCAGACUUUUGGAGGCCGCUGUACAGUAUAUCACAUGAUUCAGCACAGCCAAACCGCUCGUCAUCAUAAAGCCAUCAGCUUUCAGAAUGAGCGCAGGAAACCUGGGCUUUAUGUCCUUGCACAGAGACACUGCCAUUUCCCUCUCUGGACUAAAAAUGAGAUUGUUUCUUUAGCCUUAAAACGUCUAAAUAAAUAUUCAAGCUAAUCACCAACAGCAAAGAACUGCCCCUGAUAAUGCCUCUGUGUCCUUUACCUUUGACCAUCCAGGCCUCCAAAAACACCGUCCUCAUGGUCGACCCUCUCUAACCCCAAUGUCUUUGGGCUGCGUUCGAAAUCACAUACUACCCUACUGUAUAGAAGGCAAAAAACAGUAUGUCUGAAUUUACAGCACUCAUAAAAGAGUAGGUAAAAAGUACCGAGAUCACCUACUAGUUCCGGUGAGAUCCUGAUGUGUGCAUACGAUGGACACUGUACUAUCCCAUGAGGCCACGGGGGAGGAUUUGUGAAUGCGACAUAACUAAUAAUGACAACAGGGCGAAUGUAGUACAUUCAUACUUCAAGCAUGGAACGUACUUUUAAGUGCUCAGAAAGUUAGUAUUCAUUCAAAACAAGCGAUUUCGGACGCAGCCCAGAUCAUCCAACCUGACCUAGGACCCUUGAACCCUCACCGAUCAUGAGCUAUCCGUUAACUAAGCAAGUGUUUGCUCAUUUGUAGUAUUUUCAUUUAUCUGAAAUUUGCCUUUUUGUAUUUAACCAUUUUAUACUGUACCUGAUGUGAUUGGUCAUUUGCCUAUAUUUUUUCUGAAUGUAUUCAGAAAUUUAUAUUUAAACGUUGGUUAGUUGUCGGCCUCAAAGCAACUAGCAGUGUGCAAUAUUUGUAAACUACAGGCUUUGUCCAUUUUUAUUAUAAUUUCAGCUGGAAAAUACUGUAAUAUGAUGAAAACAAGAAAUUUUUCAUUCACAUUUUGCUGUACUAUAAGGUAACUGGAUUAAACAAAAACAAACGAAAAAAUCUUGUAAAACCAAAGUAGUUUUGUGACAGACCAUUCUAGAUGCUUAUUGCAUCUUUCAGACAAAAUAAAAAUGUCCAAUCUUU